Parnassius apollo (apollo) is the source of this 8646-nucleotide messenger RNA. The record is from the annotation of a GenBank genome assembly. Lineage: Eukaryota; Metazoa; Arthropoda; Insecta; Lepidoptera; Papilionidae.
AUGUUGGGUUUCAUUAAUGACAAACGCUAUUGUACUGCCUUAACUACACAGCCUGGUGUGUCUGCGUCAAGUGCAACAUGCCGGGAGACCUACUGCAAUAACGUUAUCCACGUACAACACAAGGACCGAUGCGAUGCGGCACACCACAGUCAAUACAAGGAACGAUGCGAUGCGGCACAACACAGUCAAUACAAGGAACGAUGCGAUGCGGCACACCACAGUCAAUACAAGGAACGAUGCGAUGCGGCACACCACAGUCAAUACAAGGAACGAUGCGAUGCGGCACACCACAGUCAAUACAAGGAACGAUGCGAUGCGGCACACCACAGUCAAUACAAGGAACGAUGCGAUGCGGCACACCACAGUCAAUACAAGGAACGAUGCGAUGCGACACACCACAGUCAAUACAAGGACCGAUGCGAUGCGGCACACCACAGUCAAUACAAGGAACGAUGCGAUGCGGCACACCACAGUCAAUACAAGGACCGAUGCGAUGCGGCACACCACAGUCAAUACAAGGAACGAUGCGAUGCGGCACACCACAGUCAAUACAAGGAACGAUGCGAUGCGGCACACCACAGUCAAUACAAGGAACGAUGCGAUGCGGCACACCACAGUCAAUACAAGGAACGAUGCGAUGCGGCACACCACAGUCAAUACAAGGAACGAUGCGAUGCGGCACACCACAGUCAAUACAAGGAACGAUGCGAUGCGGCACACCACAGUCAAUACAAGGAACGAUGCGAUGCGGCACACCACAGUCAAUACAAGGACCGAUGCGAUGCGGCACACCACAGUCAAUACAAGGAACGAUGCGAUGCGGCACACCACAGUCAAUACAAGGACCGAUGCGAUGCGGCACACCACAGUCAAUACAAGGACCGAUGCGCUGCGGCACACCACAGUCAAUACAAGGAACGAUGCGAUGCGGCACACCACAGUCAAUACAAGGAACGAUGCGAUGCGGGACACCACAGUCAAUACAAGGAACGAUGCGAUGCGGCACACCACAGUCAACACAAGGACCGAUGCGAUGCGGCACACCACAGUCAACACAAGGACCGAUGCGAUGCGGCACACCACAGUCAAUACAAGGAACGAUGCGAUGCGGCACACCACAGUCAAUACAAGGACCGAUGCGAUGCGGCACACCACAGUCAAUACAAGGAACGAUGCGAUGCGGCACACCACAGUCAAUACAAGGAACGAUGCGAUGCGUUACACCACAGUCAAUACAAGGAACGAUGCGAUGCGGCACACCACAGUCAAUACAAGGAACGAUGCGAUGCGGCACACCACAGUCAAUACAAGGAACGAUGCGAUGCGGCACACCACAGUCAAUACAAGGAACGAUGCGAUGCGGCACACCACAGUCAAUACAAGGAACGAUGCGAUGCGGCACACCACAGUCAAUACAAGGAACGAUGCGAUGCGGCACACCACAGUCAAUACAAGGAACGAUGCGAUGCGGCACACCACAGUCAAUACAAGGAACGAUGCGAUGCGGCACACCACAGUCAAUACAAGGACCGAUGCGAUGCGGCACACCACAGUCAAUACAAGGAACGAUGCGAUGCGGCACACCACAGUCAAUACAAGGAACGAUGCGAUGCGGCACACCACAGUCAAUACAAGGAACGAUGCGAUGCGGCACACCACAGUCAAUACAAGGAACGAUGCGAUGCGGCACACCACAGUCAAUACAAGGAACGAUGCGAUGCGGCACACCACAGUCAAUACAAGGAACGAUGCGAUGCGGCACACCACAGUCAAUACAAGGAACGAUGCGAUGCGGCACACCACAGUCAAUACAAGGAACGAUGCGAUGCGGCACACCACAGUCAAUACAAGGAACGAUGCGAUGCGGCACACCACAGUCAAUACAAGGAACGAUGCGAUGCGGCACACCACAGUCAAUACAAGGAACGAUGCGAUGCGGCACACCACAGUCAAUACAAGGAACGAUGCGAUGCGGCACACCACAGUCAAUACAAGGAACGAUGCGAUGCGGCACACCACAGUCAAUACAAGGAACGAUGCGAUGCGGCACACCACAGUCAAUACAAGGACCGAUGCGAUGCGGCACACCACAGUCAAUACAAGGAACGAUGCGAUGCGGCACACCACAGUCAAUACAAGGAACGAUGCGAUGCGGCACACCACAGUCAAUACAAGGAACGAUGCGAUGCGGCACACCACAGUCAAUACAAGGAACGAUGCGAUGCGGCACACCACAGUCAAUACAAGGAACGAUGCGAUGCGGCACACCACAGUCAAUACAAGGAACGAUGCGAUGCGGCACACCACAGUCAAUACAAGGAACGAUGCGAUGCGGCACACCACAGUCAAUACAAGGAACGAUGCGAUGCAGCACACCACAGUCAAUACAAGGAACGAUGCGAUGCGGCACACCACAGUCAAUACAAGGAACGAUGCGAUGCGGCACACCACAGUCAAUACAAGGAACGAUGCGAUGCGGCACACCACAGUCAAUACAAGGAACGAUGCGAUGCGGCACACCACAGUCAAUACAAGGAACGAUGCGAUGCGGCACACCACAGUCAACACAAGGAACGAUGCGCUGCGGCACACCACAGUCAAUACAAGGAACGAUGCGAUGCGGCACACCACAGUCAAUACAAGGAACGAUGCGAUGCGGCACACCACAGUCAAUACAAGGAACGAUGCGAUGCGGCACACCACAGUCAAUACAAGGAACGAUGCGAUGCGGCACACCACAGUCAAUACAAGGAACGAUGCGAUGCGGCACACCACAGUCAAUACAAGGAACGAUGCGAUGCGGCACACCACAGUCAAUACAAGGAACGAUGCGAUGCGGUACACCACAGUCAAUACAAGGAACGAUGCGAUGCGGCACACCACAGUCAAUACAAGGAACGAUGCGAUGCGGCACACCACAGUCAAUACAAGGAACGAUGCGAUGCGGCACACCACAGUCAAUACAAGGAACGAUGCGAUGCGGCACACCACAGUCAAUACAAGGAACGAUGCGAUGCGGCACACCACAGUCAAUACAAGGAACGAUGCGAUGCGGCACACCACAGUCAAUACAAGGAACGAUGCGAUGCGGCACACCACAGUCAAUACAAGGAACGAUGCGAUGCGGCACACCACAGUCAAUACAAGGAACGAUGCGAUGCGGCACACCACAGUCAAUACAAGGAACGAUGCGAUGCGGCACACCACAGUCAAUACAAGGACCGAUGCGAUGCGGCACACCACAGUCAAUACAAGGAACGAUGCGAUGCGGCACACCACAGUCAAUACAAGGACCGAUGCGAUGCGGCACACCACAGUCAAUACAAGGAACGAUGCGAUGCGGCACACCACAGUCAAUACAAGGAACGAUGCGAUGCGGCACACCACAGUCAAUACAAGGAACGAUGCGAUGCGGCACACCACAGUCAAUACAAGGAACGAUGCGAUGCGGCACACCACAGUCAAUACAAGGAACAAUGCGAUGCGGCACACCACAGUCAAUACAAGGAACGAUGCGAUGCAGCACACCACAGUCAAUACAAGGAACGAUGCGAUGCGGCACACCACAGUCAAUACAAGGAACGAUGCGAUGCAGCACACCACAGUCAAUACAAGGAACGAUGCGAUGCGGCACACCACAGUCAAUACAAGGAACGAUGCGAUGCGUUACACCACAGUCAAUACAGGAACGAUGCGAUGCGGCACACCACAGUCAAUACAAGGAACGAUGCGAUGCGGCACACCACAGUCAAUACAAGGAACGAUGCGAUGCGGCACACCACAGUCAAUACAAGGAACGAUGCGAUGCGGCACACCACAGUCAAUACAAGGAACAAUGCGAUGCGGCACACCACAGUCAAUACAAGGAACGAUGCGAUGCAGCACACCACAGUCAAUACAAGGAACGAUGCGAUGCGGCACACCACAGUCAAUACAAGGAACGAUGCGAUGCGGCACACCACAGUCAAUACAAGGAACGAUGCGAUGCGGCACACCACAGUCAAUACAAAGAACGAUGCGAUGCGGCACACCACAGUCAAUACAAGGAACGAUGCGAUGCGGCACACCACAGUCAAUACAAGGAACGAUGCGAUGCGGCACACCACAGUCAAUACAAGAAACGAUGCGAUGCGGCACACCACAGUCAAUACAAGGAACGAUGCGAUGCGGCACACCACAGUCAAUACAAGGAACGAUGCGAUGCGGCACACCACAGUCAAUACAAGGAACGAUGCGAUGCGGCACACCACAGUCAAUACAAGAAACGAUGCGAUGCGGCACACCACAGUCAAUACAAAGAACGAUGCGAUGCGGCACACCACAGUCAAUACAAGGAACGAUGCGAUGCGGCACACCACAUUCAAUACAAGGAACGAUGCGAUGCGGCACACCACAGUCAAUACAAGGACCGAUGCGAUGCGGCACACCACAGUCAAUACAAGGAACGAUGCGAUGCGGCACACCACAGUCAAUACAAGGAACGAUGCGAUGCGGCACACCACAGUCAAUACAAAGAACGAUGCGAUGCAGCACACCACAGUCAAUACAAGGAACGAUGCGAUGCGGCACACCACAGUCAAUACAAGGAACGAUGCGAUGCGGCACACCAGCAGUCAAUACAAGGAACGAUGCGAUGCGGCACACCACAGUCAAUACAAGGAACAAUGCGAUGCGGCACACCACAGUCAAUACAAGGAACGAUGCGAUGCAGCACACCACAGUCAAUACAAGGAACGAUGCGAUGCGGCACACCACAGUCAAUGCAAGAACGAUGCGAUGCGGCACACCACAGUCAAUGCAAGGAACGAUGCGAUGCGGCACACCACAGUCAAUACAAGGAACGAUGCGAUGCGGCACACACCACAGUCAAUACAAGGAACGAUGCGAUGCGGCACACCACAGUCAACACAAGGAACGAUCGCUGCGGCACACCACAGUCAAACAAGGAACGAUGCGAUGCGGCACACCACAGUCAAUACAAGGAACGAUGCGAUGCGGCACAUCACAGUCAAUACAAAGAACGAUGCGAUGCGGCACACCACAGUCAAUACAAGGAACGAUGCGAUGCGGCACACCACAGUCAAUACAAGGAACGAUGCGAUGCAGCACACCACAGUCAAUACAAGGAACGAUGCGAUGCGGCACACCACAGUCAAUACAAGGAACGAUGCGAUGCGUUACACCACAGUCAAUACAAGGAACGAUGCGAUGCGGCACACCACAGUCAAUACAAGGAACGAUGCGAUGCGGCACACCACAGUCAAUACAAGGAACGAUGCGAUGCGGCACACCACAGUCAAUACAAGGAACGAUGCGAUGCGGCACACCACAGUCAAUACAAGGAACGAUGCGAUGCGGCACACCACAGUCAAUACAAGGAACGAUGCGAUGCGGCACACCACAGUCAAUACAAGGAACGAUGCGAUGCGGCACACCACAGUCAAUACAAGGAACGAUGCGAUGCGGCACACCACAGUCAAUACAAGGAACGAUGCGAUGCGGCACACCACAGUCAAUACAAGGAACGAUGCGAUGCGGCACACCACAGUCAAUACAAGGAACGAUGCGAUGCGGCACACCACAGUCAAUACAAGGAACGAUGCGAUGCGGCACACCACAGUCAAUACAAGGACCGAUGCGAUGCGGCACACCACAGUCAAUACAAGGAACGAUGCGAUGCGGCACACCACAGUCAAUACAAGGAACGAUGCGAUGCGGCACACCACAGUCAAUACAAGGAACGAUGCGAUGCGGCACACCACAGUCAAUACAAGGAACGAUGCGAUGCGGCACACCACAGUCAAUACAAGGAACAAUGCGAUGCGGCACACCACAGUCAAUACAAGGAACGAUGCGAUGCAGCACACCACAGUCAAUACAAGGAACGAUGCGAUGCGGCACACAACAGUCAAUACAAGGAACGAUGCGAUGCGGCACACCACAGUCAAUACAAGGAACGAUGCGAUGCGGCACAUCACAGUCAAUACAAAGAACGAUGCGAUGCGGCACACCACAGUCAAUACAAGGAACGAUGCGAUGCGGCACACCACAGUCAAUACAAGGAACGAUGCGAUGCAGCACACCACAGUCAAUACAAGGAACGAUGCGAUGCGGCACACCACAGUCAAUACAAGGAACGAUGCGAUGCGGCACACCACAGUCAAUACAAGGAACGAUGCGAUGCGUUACACCACAGUCAAUACAAGGAACGAUGCGAUGCGGCACACCACAGUCAAUACAAGGAACGAUGCGAUGCGGCACACCACAGUCAAUACAAGGAACGAUGCGAUGCGGCACACCACAGUCAAUACAAGGAACGAUGCGAUGCGGCACACCACAGUCAAUACAAGGAACGAUGCGAUGCGGCACACCACAGUCAAUACAAGGAACGAUGCGAUGCGGCACACCACAGUCAAUACAAGGAACGAUGCGAUGCGGCACACCACAGUCAAUACAAGGAACGAUGCGAUGCAGCACACCACAGUCAAUACAAGGAACGAUGCGAUGCGGCACACCACAGUCAAUACAAGGAACGAUGCGAUGCGGCACACCACAGUCAAUACAAGGACCGAUGCGAUGCGGCACACCACAGUCAAUACAAGGAACGAUGCGAUGCGGCACACCACAGUCAAUACAAGGAACGAUGCGAUGCGGCACACCACAGUCAAUACAAGGAACGAUGCGAUGCGGCACACCACAGUCAAUACAAGGAACGAUGCGAUGCGGCACACCACAGUCAAUACAAGGAACGAUGCGAUGCGGCACACCACAGUCAAUACAAGGAACGAUGCGAUGCAGCACACCACAGUCAAUACAAGGAACGAUGCGAUGCGGCACACCACAGUCAAUACAAGGAACGAUGCGAUGCGGCACACCACAGUCAAUACAAGGAACGAUGCGAUGCGGCACACCACAGUCAAUACAAGGAACGAUGCGAUGCAGCACACCACAGUCAAUACAAGGAACGAUGCGAUGCGGCACACCACAGUCAAUACAAGGAACGAUGCGAUGCGGCACACCACAGUCAAUACAAGGAACGAUGCGAUGCGGCACACCAGUCAAUACAAGGAACGAUGCGAUGCGGCACACCACAGUCAACACAAGGAACGAUGCGAUGCGGCACACCACAGUCAAUACAAGGAACGAUGCGAUGCGGCACACAACAGUCAAUACAAGGAACGAUGCGAUGCGGCACACCACAGUCAAUACAAGGAACGAUGCGAUGCGGCACAUCACAGUCAAUACAAAGAACGAUGCGAUGCGGCACACCACAGUCAAUACAAGGAACGAUGCGAUGCGGCACACCACAGUCAAUACAAGGAACGAUGCGAUGCAGCACACCACAGUCAAUACAAGGAACGAUGCGAUGCGGCACACCACAGUCAAUACAAGGAACGAUGCGAUGCGUUACACCACAGUCAAUACAAGGAACGAUGCGAUGCGGCACACCACAGUCAAUACAAGGAACGAUGCGAUGCGGCACACCACAGUCAAUACAAGGAACGAUGCGAUGCGGCACACCACAGUCAAUACAAGGAACGAUGCGAUGCGGCACACCACAGUCAAUACAAGGAACGAUGCGAUGCGGCACACCACAGUCAAUACAAGGAACGAUGCGAUGCGGCACACCACAGUCAAUACAAGGAACGAUGCGAUGCGGCACACCACAGUCAAUACAAGGAACGAUGCGAUGCGGCACACCACAGUCAAUACAAGGACCGAAGCGAUGCGGCACACCACAGUCAAUACAAGGAACGAUGCGAUGCGGCACACCACAGUCAAUACAAGGACCGAUGCGAUGCAGCACACCACAGUCAAUACAAGGACCGAUGCGAUGCGGCACACCACAGUCAAUACAAGGAACGAUGCGAUGCGGCACACCACAGUCAAUACAAGGAACGAUGCGAUGCGGCACACCACAGUCAAUACAAGGAACGAUGCGAUGCGGCACACCACAGUCAAUACAAGGACCGAAGCGAUGCGGCACACCACAGUCAAUACAAGGACCGAAUCAAUGCGCCACACCACAGUCAAUACAAGGAACGAUGCGAUGCGGCACACCACAGUCAAUAUAAGGACCGAAGCGAUGCGGCACACCACAGUCAAUACAAGGACCGAAGCGAUGCGGCACACCACAGUCAAUACAAGGACCGAAGCUAUGCGGCACACCAGUCAAUACAAGGACCGAAGCGAUGCGGCACACCACAGUCAAUACAAGGAACGAUGCGAUGCGGCACACCACAGUCAAUACUAGGAACGAUGCGAUGCGGCACACCACAGUCAAUACAAGGAACGAUGCGAUGCGGCACACCACAGUCAAUACAAGGAACGAUGCGAUGCGGCACACCACAGUCAAUACAAGGACCGAUGCGAUGCAGCACACCACAGUCAAUACAAGGACCGAUGCGAUGCGGCACACCACAGUCAAUACAAGGAACGAUGCGAUGCGGCACACCACAGUCAAUACAAGGAACGAUGCGAUGCGGCACACCAGUCAAUACAAGGACCGAAGCGAUGCGGCACACCACAGUCAAUACAAGGACCGAAGCUAUGCGGCACACCAGUCAAUACAAGGACCGAAGCGAUGCGGCACACCACAGUCAAUACAAGGAACGAUGCGAUGCGGCACACCACAGUCAAUACUAG